AUGACUCACCAAUACCGCUACCCGCCCAUUCCUGUCUCCCAACAAUCUGGAGAAUACAAACCCUAUGCCGAACAGCUCGAAACCAUGGCACCCAAGAGCUUCGGCGGCGAUGGCUCUAUCUCCUCUGGCUCCGCAAUGACUUACCGCGACGCCAACUCCGGCCUUAUAGGCCCCUUCCCUACUAUUAUAGCCUCCAAAGAGGUCGGGGCGGCCAUUAUGAACGUGUACAAGAACUUCUCAACCCUGGAGGGCAUCCCGAACGAUGUCAAAGAAGUCGCCAUCUUGACGACUGGUGCCAAAUUUGAUUGUGCUUACGAACAGUAUACGCAUCGUCUCAUUGCUGUUAAGCAAGCGGGAUUGUCGGAGGAGCAGGUUCAAGCUAUUGGGAGGAAGCAGAAGCCGAAUGGGUUGAGUGAAGCGGCGAAUGUGACUUAUGAUUGUACCAAACAUCUGGUAGACACGCCUGGUCCGUUACCGCAGAGCUUGUAUGAUCAGUGGGUGAAAGUGCUGGGGAGCAAGGAGAGGGUGCUAUUGUGCAUACAUUAUGUUGGAAUUUACUCGUACAUGAGCAUUUUGAUGAAUGCUGCGAAUGCACCUGUACCGGAGGAGUAG
Molecule: messenger RNA, 612 nt
Organism: Fulvia fulva
Lineage: Eukaryota; Fungi; Ascomycota; Dothideomycetes; Mycosphaerellales; Mycosphaerellaceae
Exons: 1
Coding region: 1-612 (203 amino acids)
Source: RefSeq, a predicted model, not a curated record